AUGCUGUGUGCAAUCUCUGGAGAGGCUCCUCAAGUGCCUGUCGUCUCUCCCAAGAGCGGCAGCCUAUUUGAGAAGCGCCUGAUCGAGGCCUACAUCACCGAACAUGGAAAAGACCCAGUGAAUGGCGAAGAGCUUGCCGCUGACGAGCUGAUCGAUGUCAAGUCCCAGCGCGUUGUUCGCCCUCGCCCUCCCACUUUGACAUCCAUCCCUUCUCUUCUCAGUGUUUUCCAAGAAGAAUGGGAUGCGCUCGCUCUCGAGACAUACACCCUUCAACAGAACCUUGCGCAGACCCGCCGCGAGCUCAGCUCCGCACUGUACCAGCAUGACGCUGCCGUUCGGGUGAUCGCACGGUUGACAAAGGAGCGGGAUGAAGCCCGUGACGCUCUGUCGAAGGUCAGCGUUGGGGCCAGUCGUGCUGUGGCUGAUGGUGAGGCCAUGCAGGUGGACUCUGAGGGCUUGCCUCAGGCGGUGUUGGAGCGAAUUGAGAACACACAAGCUACACUCUCAAAGACACGACGCAAGCGCCCCGUUCCCGAAGGCUGGGCUACCAGCGAUGCUAUCUCUGCAUUCAAGCCCGCUGAGACCUCUGAACCUCUGUACCCAGGCAGCCGAGCCUUGUCGAUCGAUUCUACAGGAGACCUUGCCCUGUUUGGUGGCUCUGAUGGCCUAGUCGGUGUCUACUCUCUCUCCCAGAAGAGUGUGGUUCAGACUCUCAAGACAGAUGGCCCGGUGACAGAUGCAACAUGGGCUGGUAACAAGGCUGUCGUCGGUUCAGCUACAGGUACUGUCAAGGUGUUCGAAAAUGGCAGCGAGGUGGCAAGUUUUGCUUCCCACGCUGGAGAGGUCACCGCUGUUGCCGUGCAUGCAACUGGAGAUAUCGUUGCCUCCGUGGGUGUGGACAAGAGCUAUAUUCUUUAUGAUCUGUCCACUAACAGUGUGGUCACUCAAAUUUUCACCGACUCCGCUUUGUUGUCUGUGAAUUUCCACCCGGAUGGUCACCUUCUGAGCGCUGGUGGUGCUGAUGGCCAGAUUAAGAUCUUCGACAUCAAGACUGGUGCCCCGGCGGCAGAUUUCGCUAUGUCUGGACCUGUCAAGUGUCUUUUCUUCUCUGAGAAUGGUACCUUCUUAGCUGCGGUGGCUGCUCAGUCCACCACUGUUUCGAUCUGGGAUCUGCGUAGCUCCAAGGAAACCAAGGCGUUGGACACCGGCAGCGAGGUCCAGUCGAUCUUCUGGGAUUACACUGGCCAGUUCCUCUUGACUGGUGGCCCCAGUGGCUUGACUGUUCAACAAUUCACCAAAGCAUCCAAGGAGUGGUCAGAGCCAUUGCGGAGUGCUGUGCCAGCUGUUGCCGUUGCCUGGGGAUCUUCGGCUCAAAGCAUCGUAGCCUUGAACGAGGCAGGCGCGGUGACUGUGCUGCAGUCAUAA
Messenger RNA from Penicillium pulvis, 1425 nucleotides. RefSeq names its product WD repeat PRP19 family protein. Lineage: Eukaryota; Fungi; Ascomycota; Eurotiomycetes; Eurotiales; Aspergillaceae. Gene Ontology annotation, cellular component: Prp19 complex; cytoplasm; U2-type catalytic step 1 spliceosome. The transcript is spliced from 5 exons. Gene Ontology annotation, biological process: protein ubiquitination; DNA repair; mRNA splicing, via spliceosome. Bases 1 to 1425 code for a protein of 474 amino acids. Gene Ontology annotation, molecular function: ubiquitin protein ligase activity; protein binding. The record is from RefSeq and is a predicted model, not a curated record.